UUCUCAACGGCUGUACACUUCAGGAGUCCUUUUUGGCAGCCAACUGUUACCAGGGCCGUGUGCAAAGGGAAGACCGAAGCAUGACCUGUAGGGCAGUCCUCAGAGAGAAGCAAGACCCUCUCUUCUCCCCUUGUGCGUACCCAGCAAGUUCAUUUCACAAGCCAGUUCACAACCACCACCUGCAUAAUGCACAUUUUCACACUUUGCAGAAAACUGCAAGGCUGAAAGCUUUCAGGAAUGUGCUGGAGCACAUCUGCUGAGGAGGAAAAGCAGUAUGUCUUGUUGGGUUAGUCUACAUGGGAUAUACAGGAGUGUUGAGCACCUGAAAUCUGCAAUUUUCCUCAGAGACGCAGAGAUGUACAUCUGUCUGUACUCCAUUAGUUGCCUUGGCAGCAGCUCCCAAUCUAUGAUGAUGAACUAAGGCACCUCUGAUUUCCAUGAAAUCCUUCUGUGGUUCUUGAGCUCGGCAAGCACCUUUUGAGGUUUUGCAAAAAUGAGUAAGAAUAUUAAGGAACUAAGAGAAGCACUACAAAGACAGUCACAAGAGACCUUAAAGCUCCAGGAGGAAGCAAACAAGUUCUCAGUAGAAGCCAUCACACAUCGAGAAGGAGCUGGUUCUCCUUGUAAACUUGCAACUUCAAGCUACAGAACAACAUGAGCAACAGAAAUUCAGUUUAAGACAAACAAUACUCGAGUUGCAGGCAAACCUUCGGGAAGCGAACAGAGAGAAAGAGUCGAUUGCUGAUCUCAGACGAAAGGAGUCCCGUACCCAAGAAGAUCUCAACUGCCAGAUGAAGACUACAGUUAAUGAACUGCAAACAGCCAACCAGCUUCAAGAGGAAAUGUUGAAGGAGGCCAACAACCAAAUAGAACAUCUGAAGACGAUGGUACAGGGUCACGAAGAUGUGUUCAAAGAACUCCGGAAUGCCCUACUGAAGUAUGAAGAGGACAUGAGCAAGAAAGUCUAUGAACAUGAGAGCAUUGCUAAUCUCCACAUUUGUAACCUGCCCACUGCUUUCAGCAAAGUUCUGCGAGACCUAGAAUCUGAGGUGUUGCGCCUCAGAGGAAGGACUGCCCCACUUGAAGAACAACUGGAACAAAUGAAGAGAGAGUCCCAGUCCAAAACUGAAAUUUUGCUUCAACAGCAUCAUGAGAGUAUUGAGAGGCUGAUCAGUGAACAUGAAAGGGAAUUGGAAGCACUGAGUGAGAAUGCUACUGCUUCCCACAGCCAUGCAAGCAAUAUCCAAAGCCAGCUGGAAAUUGUGCAAGAACAAGCAAGAAAUCAAAAUUCAUUGUAUAUGCGCCAGAUCAAUCAGCUGGAAAGCACUGUGUCUCAGUUACGUUCUGAGCUGCGAGAAUCAAGGAGAACAUCUCAGGACAAGAUAGAAGAUCUUGAGAAACAGCUGCAUCUGGUUCACUCUGAAAUGGCAGAGGCUCAAAGUGAAAGGGAUCAGUACAGCCAGGAAACCGGAAACUUAGAUGAUCAGGUUCAGGAGUUAAAGUGUGAGCUGCACAGGAAGGAUAUGGAGCUCACUCUAGAAAAAGAGCAGAAUAAACGGCUCUGGGAUCGAGACACAGGCAGCAGCAUCACCAUUGAUCAUUUGCGGAGAGAACUUGACAACAAGAACAUGGAACUGCAGCGCAUGGAUUCCUUAGUGAAGUCCAUGAAGAUGGAAAGCCAGGAACAAAUGGAACGACAGAUGUCUGCCAUUAAAGAAAAGAACGAAAGUAUAGAGAAAGUGGCCUCCAUGACUGCCCAACAGGAGUCAACCAAAGAAAUGCUCCGCAACGUUGUAGAAGAAUUGACAGAAAAAAAGAUAAGCUUAGAGGCAGCAGAGAGACAAGUGUCUGAGCUGACAUUGUGCCUGCAAGAGAAGGAAUCAGUGAUUGAGAUGACAAAUGAGGAAAUCCAGAAGCUUCGUGGGCGAGUGGAUGGCAAAUUACAUGAGCUCCAACAACUGAAAAAUGAAGGUGAUCACCUACGGAGUGUGCAGUCAGAGUGUGAAUCCUUGAAGGUGCAGCUGAUGGAGAAGGAAAAGGUGGUUGAGAUCCUACGGAAGCAAAUCGAGAAUAUGACCCAGAUCAUAGGCCAGCAUAGCCGGGCAUCUGGUGCAAUGGAGGUAGAAAAUGCUCAGCUUUUGAAAGAGGUCAAUGACAAGAAACUGGAAAUCCAAGAAUUUAAGAUUUUGCAGGACAAGAAAGACUGCCACCUCCGUGAAUUGGAAGCCAGCCUAAGUGAGAUGGAAUUGGAAAGGGUGAAACUGAUGAAUACAAACUCUGAGAGGCUCCGAGUACUGAAAGAGAUGACACUGGAAAGAGAGGAGCUUGUUAAUGAAGUAAAAAUUAGUCGCUUUGAGCUUGCUACCCUUGCAGAGGAAUCUGAAGUUAUAAAAAGUGACUUCCGAGAAAAAAGUGAAGAGAUGGAAGCUGCAGUGAACAAACUGAAGUUACAACUGAAAUCGGCUCAGAUUGAACUGGAACAAACAAGGGCCACCUUAAAGACUAUGGAGGGGUCUGAUGGCCAUGCCAUGAAAGUUGCAAUGGGGAUGCAGAAGCAAAUCACAGCCAAGCGAGGUCAGAUAGAUGCUUUGCAGAGCAAGAUUAAGUUCUUGGAGGAAGCGAUGACCACGGCAACUAAGGAGAAGCACUAUCUGAAAGAAGAGAGAAAUAAGCUAAACCAGGAACUUACCUGUAUGGCUGCUUUAAACACAAAAAUGGCCAGUGAGCUGGAAAUUCUAAAGUCACAGGAUAAACGUUUGAAAGAAAAACUUGCCACCAUGGAAGCAGCACUGGAUAAGGCUUCUCUGCAGUUUGCAGAAUGUCAAUGCAUUAUGCAGCAGCAGGAACAGGAAGCUAUGCGCUUCAAGCUUCAGCACGCUUUGGAUGUAAAAGAAUUGCAGGGUCCAGGAUAUACAUUGAGCUCCUCUUUGAUGAAGCAGCGGCAUUCCACAUUGCCACACUCCCACCCCUCUAGUGCCCCAGCAUCCCAAGCCUUUGCAGGCCACAUCUCUCUGAUACCAUCCAGAUCUAGUUCAGCAAAGGAAGAUCCAUUACGAGAUUUAAAGCUACUUCUUCAAGAAUUACGAAGUACAAUUGAUGAAAUCCCCUCUUCAAUUCUCCCCAGGAGAGAAUAUGACAGUGAUACUGACUCAAUUACAGAAGGUGUUAUCAAUGCAUUAGACCUUGCAAACAGAGAAUGCAUUGGCAGAAGAAGACAUGAAACCUACAGCAGGGAGGCUGCAGUCAGAGAUUUACCCACAGAUGUUACCCUGGGGCAAGAUGCUUUCAGCAGGGAGCCUUUAACGUUACACACUGCAGACCUUGAAGACCCAAUCCUCUCACUUGCCUCCAGCACACCUCAAGCGAUCUUCAGUUCUACUCCGCGGUAUACCUCUUCAAAAAAUCUGUCCCCAGAGGAGAGGUACAAAGACAGGUCUCCUGUGCAUUCUUUGCUAACUGCACCACUGGAUGACCUUAAGGCUUCUUCUGCACCCUCUUUGGAACGUCGAUCCAGUCUGAAGAAGAGCAACUCCCCUGAAGCCACAACCUCAGCUGCUUCUAAAAAUAUCUCAUUCAGCACUGGUUCUUCCAUGCAGAUAGAGGAAGCCAAUGGAAGUACAUGCAGGAAGCUACAGAACAAGAUGGAGAGUUUGCAAAACCUUGUGGAAACGCUGCAGUUGAAAAACCAAGCAAUGUCUACAAUGAUCAGAUGCCAGGAAAAGAAGAUUGAGAAAGCAAAGGAGAAGGAGAAGAAGCUGUCCAAAUGAAAUGUAGUGCCAUUUUCAAUGUAUCUCGAUUGCACUCUGUUGAAUGGCAGGUUGAACGCCUGCUGCUUAUUUUAAUAAUAAAAGCUAACAUAGUUUUGUAA
Sceloporus undulatus (fence lizard) is the source of this 3868-nucleotide messenger RNA. RefSeq names its product coiled-coil domain containing 158 (gene CCDC158). NCBI's taxonomy places the organism in Eukaryota, Metazoa, Chordata, Lepidosauria, Squamata, Phrynosomatidae. The record is from RefSeq and is a predicted model, not a curated record. The coding region runs from base 792 to 3767 and encodes 991 amino acids. The transcript has 28 exons.